UAACCAAUAUAAAGAUUUAUUUAAAAUAAAUGCAGAGUACUGUUCAUGAAGUGAAUUUUUUAAUUUCUCUAAUCCAUCCAAAAACAGUGAUUAUAUAGAGAAUAAAUCUAAAUUAAAUAUGAUUGCAAAAAUAAUAAGUAAUUAAAUUUCAUCAAAGCAAAUUAUUGUUUUGUAACUUUUCGCAUCUUUGCUGUUUGUGGUAGUUAUUUAAAAAUGGCGGAUGCAAUGUCUUCCGACACUACCUCAGAAUCUCUCGAUGAUGAUUUAUCUGAUAUAUCCGCUGAACGUCAAUCGCGAUUUGUUGUUAUUGGUCAAAAACCGCGAAAUUGUAAUCAAAAGAUUCAAAAACACUUGAUACAAAAAUUAUUUACCAGAGAAAUAAGAGGUUGUUUAUCACGACAUAGGCAUGAUGUGGAGGGAAAAUUAUUUAAUACCAUUCCUUCGUGGGGAUAUUUACCACUUCUUCAAGUCAUUCCAAUGUCCGCGAUUCAAGCUGGACAUAUUUUUAUGGGUCUUACCCAAUGCGGACAAUUCAUCUUAACAUACACAUGCAAUUUGGACCUUAGAGGAGGUUCUCUUUAUAAAUACCUAUUACACUGGUGGGCAUUUGCUCCCAAAAAAACAGCAAGAAAAGUCGCUGAAGUAACUCUUUUUGGAAAUUAUUCAAUAAGUAAGGAGCUGGAUGUUGUCGUAGCUCAAUGGCCUAUGGAAAAAAGUAAAAUAGUUAUACACGGCUUACAUUCUGACUGGGGGCAUACACAAACUACUGAUCGUGGAUAUUUGACAAUAACAACAGUACCUUCUUUAUCAAAUUGUAAAGACUGUGCAAAAGUAGCAGCAUCAUAUGAAGAAGAAGAAUUAGCAGCAAAUUGGGACGGUUGUGUAAGAUGUAAUUGUCUACAACAUGGACUUACAGUUCAUACAACAUAUGAAAUUUUUUCGCCAUAUCCACGAUUUCGUCCAUCAAUUUGUCUCAACUAUUGGAACCAUGUUGUAUUGAACACAGGAAAUUUUCUGCAUGUAUUGACUGUAGAAUUGCACGUGCCUAAGUGUAAAAAUUAUCGUAAUAAUGAUAAACAGGGUAGUGUAAUAUCUGAUGUGAUGCCAUUAGAUGUAAGUGAUGUUGAUGAAAUCGAUGAUGGUAGAACAGAGUGUUAUGAUAGUCCAAGCGAAAAAAUAGACAAUUUAGAAUCAAGUUGCGAAUUAUCACCAGGUCGUGAUUCAAUAGUGGACCGUGAGUUGGAUGAAAAUAGAAAAUUGACUGAUGAUAACUUGGUGAAUGGAAAAUCAUGUGAGUGUCUAAAUUCAAUUGAGUGUGAGUGUAUUAUUAAGACGACAAGUAAUGGAAAUAGUCUGGGUCCGAGAGCUAUUUCAGUAAGAGAUAAAAUUCUUCAGGAUUUUUGUGAAGAUAUGUCUCAAGAAUUAAGUAUUGGCAGUGAUUCAAUAACUUUAGUAAAACAUCCUUCAUGUUCUCCAAAAUCGACUCCACAACGACUUCCGAUGGAUUCAAAGCAACCUUGGUCUAUACUUACACCCUCUUUAGAUAUUCUUAGGACCAAAAAUUCUGAGUCUAGUCAUGGAUUAGCAAAAAAACGUCCAGUAUCUCCACAACCUGGAACCUCCCAGGACAACACCAGUACAAUAUGUAUUACUUCCAUAAAUUCUCCCUUACAUACACUUUCAAUUAGUCCCUCUCCUUGUUCUCCACGAUUAAUGUCUCCUCCUAUUACAUCUUUUAAGCAUCCCAGUCCAAGAAAGCGAGCAAGUCUUCAUUCACCGCCUUCACGAUCUCGUAUUUCUCAUUCAAAACUCAUUCUUGAAGCUGAAAAAGCAUACGAGUUUACCGAUGAUACACAAGAAACUUGUGAAAAAUUAAGCUCUUUCCGUAAAAGACGAUUAGCUGAUAAAAAAUAUGAAUUCCGAGAAGAAGCUGAAGAUACCGAAAAUAUUAUUCCUUUCAAACAUAUUAGAGAUCAAACUGAAUAUAAUCAUUGUUCAGUUCAUCGAAUAUUAUCUAGAGCUGUUUCACCAGCUUAUUCUAAUGGUAAAUGGCAACGUAUUGAGUCAGAAAAUAGUGAAAGUGAAGAGACUGUGCCAAACCAAGAUAUUUUAUACAGUUGUUUUCAACCUGUUGAACCAGCUAAAAAAUCGGUUUUAAGACCAUUGAGUCAAAAUCAGUUAUACAACUCUAUGAGUUGUCAUGGUCGAAUUUAUUCUCAAAGUGAUAUUGUACCUCAUAAUGUAUCGCCAUUAGCUCCAAAAUCAUUCAUUCCUCAUCCUAUGAUUAAAUGUACAGCUCAUUUUAAACGAAGCUACAUAGAGUUAGACGAUGAAAUGAUCUCAGUCAUUACUGAUGUUGAAGAUGAUGAAACUGGUGGAUAUGUGAGUUAUCAAUGUGUCUUACCAGUAAAUGUACAUGGUUCAGGAUACGUUCAGAUGCAAAUGAUAAGUAAUAGUAAAGCAGCCAAAUUGAUGUUACCAUAUGUAUCAAUAAAUCAAUUUAGCUUCGAUGUUGAAACUUUUUCGCACCACAUUGCCGAUUGGAUUUGCAAAAAAUUUAAAAAAAAAUACUGGCACUGUAGUGACUACGAUAUUGAAAUAAUUGACGUAUGUGCAAUCAGUGGAGAUGUUAUUUGUGUGCUUAUAAUGAAAAUACAAGCCAGUGAAAAUUGUGCACAAACAAAUUGCUCACAAGAAAGGAAAACAUACCAAACUGGAUGCAAAUUUAUGUGGAAUGUAGAUACCAAUCAGUACAAAAUAACAAAUAUCUUGCCUAUGACUGAAAAGCCAGGAAAACCUAAUUAUUCAGAGUUGAUGAAUAGUUCUGGAUCUUUAUGGAAUCCAGCACGAUAUUUAGUUCCAUAUUUAAGAAAGAAAAGUCAACAAUAUUAUGCUCGUUCUGUGCGAUAUUUACAGCAUUCAAUGGGCUUUUCAGAUUCAUUAACUCAAAUUGUUGAUAUGGAUAAUUUAGUAUCAUUUUACUUAACAGCGUUACCUGAAGAUAUAGGACCAGACUGAAAAAAAAUUAUCAGUAAUGAUUAAAUUAUUUAAUUAAAAUUGGAAUGAAAUAUUUUGAAAGAAACUUUAUUUCAUUUCAAGAUUUUAAAAUUGUAAUUUUAUAUUAUUUUAAUGUAUUAUAUUAUUGCUGUAAAUGUUAUUUACUGUAAAGACAAUUGUGAAUGUUAAACUUUACAUUAAAUUCUUCGAUUAAUUUUUACUGAUUUUUCGGAAAC
Messenger RNA from Chelonus insularis, 3233 nucleotides. RefSeq lists its product as uncharacterized. Gene Ontology annotation, cellular component: Cul4-RING E3 ubiquitin ligase complex. NCBI's taxonomy places the organism in Eukaryota, Metazoa, Arthropoda, Insecta, Hymenoptera, Braconidae. The coding region runs from base 214 to 3018 and encodes 934 amino acids. The record is from RefSeq and is a predicted model, not a curated record. Gene Ontology annotation, biological process: protein ubiquitination. The transcript has 9 exons.